Messenger RNA from Camelina sativa (false flax), 3873 nucleotides. The record is from RefSeq and is a predicted model, not a curated record. Lineage: Eukaryota; Viridiplantae; Streptophyta; Magnoliopsida; Brassicales; Brassicaceae.
AUAAACACAAAGUCUCUACCACCAAAAAAAAAAGAAACAAACACGAAGUCUAAAAAAUGUGGAAAGUAAUAGAAAUUUGAAAAGUAGAGUAGUCGUCUCUUGCUUUCUCCACCGUCUUCAAAACGAGAGAUCUCCCACAGGGCCACAAUUCCAAGUUUUGUUCAUCCUAAACAUGACUACAGUUCUAAACUCGAAGAUUCACACAAAUUUUGAGUUCUAUGUUGCCGAUUUACUCGUGAAAAAUCCCAAACGCGUAAUGCACAAAAGGUGUUCGAUUGAAUUCCCCAAUGCUCAACACUUGGGUCUCUGUUUUUUUUUUUUCUUUUUUUGUCACGUGGCUCUCACGUGAUACGUUGUACCUUGCUGUUAUAUUCGUUGAUGUUCCCGCCUCGACGACUCUGUACGUUAACACAUUCAGAGAGAGAGAGAGAGAGAGAGAGAGCAAGAAAGCCGCAAGAAUCUUGAGAAACCGUUGCUACCAUGAAGCUUACUACUUUUCUGAAAGAUGCCGAGAGAGUAAAACUCUGGAAAGAUGCAAAAGAGCUCUUCGCUAAUGGAGAUUGCAUCAAGGCCUUUGAGAUCAUCGAAGAUAUGAUCGCAGUUCACAAGGAAGACAAGAACUCGUGGUUUCUUCAUCUCGAACAAGGUAAUAUGUUCAUUGAUCUAGCGGAAACGAUAAAGAACCCGUACGUAGAUUUCGUGUACAUGUUCGGUUCUGUAGGGUGUUUUUCGGAAAACGUGUUGUUAUCACGACCUUGUGCACAUGGACUCUACUAUUUGGGUGAAGAGCUUGGGUCAGUAUCGUAUUACAAGAAAUGUGUCAAGGUAGCAAAACAGUGUCUAUCUGUUGCGUACCCGGACGACUCUGAAUCGUCUGAUGCUCAAGAGACUUUGCAAGGGCUAAAGGAAGAUGUGAAGAAAGACAUGGAGAGUUUAGUCAACGAUGCAGAGUCAAAUAUCGCUGAUUCAAAGACUGAGAGACUGGUGGGUUCACUAGAAGAAAACUGUGAGUCAGAAGUUUUGGAGUCAAAGAAAAGUGCAGAGCUGGUUAAGAAUGAGUUUGAAGGAUUGAGGUUGUUUUGGUUAGGUUUGGAUGUUAAGGUCAAGAGGGACUUUAUGAAAGUGAGCAUUGCAAAGCUUAUUAGUUUUGUGGAGGGAGUCCAUUCCAGAAAGGGACGAGAUGCUUUAAAGAAAAUUCUUGAAUCUGCCAAGGAAGACAGGAAAUGGACAUUCUGGAUGUGCAGAAGUAAAUGUUCGAAGAAGUUUUCUACUGCUGAAGAAUGUAAGAAACAUCUUGAAAAAGAACAUGCUGCAGAUUUUACACCUUCAGAGGAAAUGGAUAUGGUCAAGAGGAUAGGCAAAGAAUGGGCUCGUAAGAUAUCGUUUGGAAGUUGGGAACCUGUGGAUACAGUAGCUGCCGUUGAAAUGAUCAAAAAUCAGUUUGGGGAGGUGAAAUCGUUUUCAUAUAAGAAUGGAUGGUCCAAUGAAUGGCCUUUAGCUACGGAUGAAAUGCGCAGUAAGUUACUUAAGGAAAUCAAAUUUUUCCUUGUGAUGUUUUGUGACCUUAAAAUUCUCUCAUGUAGCAUUCGAGACUGGAUGAAGCUUUAUCCGGUUAGGCAUCUUGGAAAACUUAACGUUUCCGAACAGAUUCUUGUUGAUUCUCACCUGGUGGAAACACCUCAGAGUAUUUGUUUUCUGGAAUGUCAUGAACUCAGUCAAAUCCUAAACUUUCUAAAACGCAUCAAAUGUGAACGGGAUGAUGGUACAAAUAUAGUUUGCAGAGCAGUGGACCGUAUCUUGGAUUCUACUCGAGCUAAAGAAAGUAUCGACUUUGACCCGGAGUUUUCACUUCUGCUUUUAGACAGAAGGUUGCUGAAAAGUAGUAAUAAUGAUCCACAUGAUGAUGAAGGGACAAUCAAUGUUUUCGAUCCCAAUGUUCACUACGGCAAAGCACAUGCUCAGGGAGAUGAUAUCGUAUCAUGGUUAACUGACUACAAUUCAGUAGAGAAGACCUUUCCCAAACCUAUCAGGGAACAUAAUCUUUAUAUUUGGGUGGCUGUUCUGAGAGCUAUUCAGUUCACAUGUAGAAAUUUGGAAACCAAAUAUGCAAAGAAACUGAAAGUCUUAGAUUAUAGUAAAGCUCUUCUUGUCGCCGAAAAUUUGUGUAAGGGAGAAAAUGAAAGGAGAAGAAAUCUUCAGGAAGAAGAGUGGAACAGCUAUGCAUCUCUUCUAUGCAAUAGAUGCGAAGAGCGUGUCCCCAGAAAUUCCCUCGCCACAAAUUUUUUUUUGUGUGCGGUGCAAGAUGUUCUCCAAGGAGCUUCGGAUCUGACACUUGAUCUCCCUGAUUUUGAAGGUUGCAUGAAUAUUAUACGUGAGCAUAAAAAUCUCAGCGAUGAUAUAGUGGUGAAGUCCUUAAGAAUUUUGAAAUCAGUGGUCACCUUCAAGGUUCUCCUAAUCGAUUCAAGGAUUCUGCUGGUUGAUAAUUCAAGGAUUAGUUUGCUGAACGACCUCACCAGACUUUCGAUUGUUGACAACCGCACUUACAUCGUUCAACUGUUGAAACCGUUCUUACUGAAUGAAAUUGUGAAUAUGGAAUCCAAAGCCAAGUCAGAUGCUGCAGAAGCAGAACUUUUACUCGAAGAGGAGAAGUCACGGUCAAAGAAGAUGAAAAAGAAUAGCAAAAAGAGAACUUCAACGAGCAUGUCUUGUCCCCUUUAUAAGACUGUUAAGGAUAAGCCUUCUGUCAACCUUGAACCGGAGAGUACAUCUCCAUCACUAACAGUGAACGAAGAUUCUAUGGAACCAGGUAAUACACUUGCAAGUGAAGGGUGUCGAUUGGAAAUUUCAUCCAACACUGUCGAUCAAGAGCAAGGUAUUCGAAACUUGCCUGGAGAAGAUUCACAGUCGAAACAUUUGGAAUCAGCACUUGGAGAAGCUGCAGCCAGAUACAAUUCAGCUCUUGACAUGACGCUGAAGGCCCUCUUGAACAUUAAGAUUCUCAAAGAAGAUUUGAUGCAAGCAUUUCAAGACCACCUGGAAGACCAAGAUCCUUCUGCGCUACAAAAUUUCUUUACUGCUUUUGUGUCAGAGGAGAUAAAAAAUGAAGGAGUCUACAGUUACCUCUUGAGUGACUUACUUGCUUCCCUAGAAGAAGCUAUUUCCAUGUCAAGUGGUGCUUCUGAGGUUCUUGUAGCCAUCCUUGAGUUUUGGCAUUGCUGGAAAAAUGCUGAAAUCGAUAGCUUGGUAACUCGCCUUUUUACAUUGGAGGAAAAUGAAAGAAUGAGUUGUAGAAGCUGCAGAAAGAAACCAAAUUAUCCAGAGCAAAGUUCUUACGGCAUUGUUAUUGCUGCAGAUUCAACCAGAGACUUGAAUUGUGCUCUUGGGAAUAUAAAGUUUGUGGAUAUCCUAAAGGUGAUUCGCAUGGAAUAUAAAAUGUUAUGUGACACUACAACAGGAGGAUGCGGAAUAACAAACUUUGUUCAUCACAUUAUAAGUAAAUGCCCACCUAUCUUCACAAUCGUGUUAGAAUGGAAGAAGAGUGAAACUGGAAAAGAAAUAUCUGAAACAACAAAGGCUUUGGAUUGGGAGAUAGAUAUGAGCAGGAUGUACGAAGGCUUAGAACCAAAAACUAAAUAUCGGCUUGUGUCAAUGGUUUGUUGUGGUGAAGAAGAAGAAUACUUUUGCAUAGCUUAUGAAAAGAACCGUUGGGUCAAUCUCAGACGUGAUGCUUUAGCAGGAGAGGAUGUUGGCAACUGGAAGAGUGUGGUUAGAUUCUGUGGAGAAAGAAAGGUUCGGCCAGAAAUUCUGUUUUACGAAGUUGUCCGAUCAACGGGUCUAACAAGUGUUUCAAAAUGAAACCUCAUCAUCGAUGUA